This is a messenger RNA of Westerdykella ornata, 1520 nucleotides long. RefSeq lists its product as uncharacterized. Gene Ontology annotation, biological process: interstrand cross-link repair. Lineage: Eukaryota; Fungi; Ascomycota; Dothideomycetes; Pleosporales; Sporormiaceae. Gene Ontology annotation, cellular component: mitochondrion; nucleus. The transcript has 2 exons. The coding region runs from base 119 to 1468 and encodes 449 amino acids. Gene Ontology annotation, molecular function: single-stranded DNA 5'-3' DNA exonuclease activity. The record is from RefSeq and is a predicted model, not a curated record.
ACCAGCGAGUAUGGGUCCGACUUCGACGCUGAGGAAGACGUUCUAAUUGGCAACUUGCUCAACGAUAUAGCGGCUACAGCUCCCACAGAAAGAAGUUUGGUUUAUACGAGCCCCGAGGAUGGCCCUGAAGCAGGGCCGGCAGUACUUAUACAUCGUUCGCCACCCUCUGCCCUGGUGUGGCUCAAGAAGGGUGCAGUGGUUGAGCUUCAGUGUGCCCAGGUCGAGUGCACCGCUUCAGCUGAGAAACAAGGUCACAUCGCGUUGGACAGCACGGCGAGGGCACCCGGCAGCCCAUGACCGCUCUGUCGCCGAACAAGCAGGCCAACCUGAGCCGCCUGACGGCUCGCGCGUGCCUUCAGACGGCAGCUCGACCGACGAUACGCGCUCCCCACUUGAACGAUUCCGCACGAAACCACAAAAGCCACUUUCUGUGACCGACCUGGUCUCCCCUGCCUGGUGCGAGCUGCAAUACUGGUUUGUGCUGACCAAAUAUGGCCGGAAGCCUCGAACCACGGCUAUGAAGCAAGGCUCCAAGGUCCACAGGGAGUUGGAAGAGCAGGUGCAUGUGUUCGUACCGGUGGAGACCCGAAGCAACGAGGACCGGUUUGCUCUGAGACUCUGGAAUACCAUAUCAGGCUUGCGCACGCUACGGGAGACGGGUUUGACACGUGAGCUGGAGAUAUGGGGAGUCAUUGAAGGGCAAGUGGUCAAUGGAGUCAUCGACGAGCUUUCCUAUACAAGCCCUGAUCCGGCAUUUGAAGAUGCGCUCGCGAAGCCGGGGAAGGUUGAUGCUCAUGGCCAGACAACCAUAGAGUUCGCUUUUGCCAAUGCUGAGGGCAACGGGAAAGGGCCCACCGGCGAUCAAACACCAAAGCAUACCGUGUAUAUCGCAGAUGUCAAGACGAGGGGCGUGAAAACGGUACCGGCGGGGCCCAGCUUGAGGCCGACCUGGAUGCAGCUGAUGCUUUAUCGGAAACUGCUGGGAUCACUCGCUUCCAAUGGCGUGGACGCUGAUACAGUAUUUGGGCGCUAUGAUCUGCAACCUCUCAGUCACUUCACGGAUACAUUCCUAGCCGAAUUCACUGGUUCCUCUGGGGAACUAUCCGAGCUCCAUUCUUACAACAACCUAUCUUCACUAUGGUCUCUCAUGGUCACCGAGUUCAGCGAGACGGUAGGCGCCGUUAGCGACAUCUUACGGGCUGAAUUCCGCUACUCGAGGUCUGGGGAGGUCAUUGGAAGCGAGCUCUUCGUCUACGACGCAGUCGCCAUUGACGAGUACACCUCCAAGGAGAUGAGCUGGUGGAAGGGCAAACGUGAGGCCGUCGGCGUCGAAGUGGAAGAGGCUUUCAAAUGUAGAGUGUGCGACUUCGCCGAAGAAUGCACCUGGAGGAAGAACAAGAUCGAGGAAGCUACAGAGAAGCACAGGCAGAGGAUUGCCGCCAGGACACAUGCUGCCCUCAAGGGAUGACAAUUCCCCGCAUUACUUCAUACCGGUUCGCUUCAUCACUCCAAGCAAGGAC